This is a messenger RNA of Anolis carolinensis (green anole), 6216 nucleotides long. RefSeq names its product solute carrier family 1 member 3 (gene slc1a3). Gene Ontology annotation, cellular component: plasma membrane. The record is from RefSeq and is a predicted model, not a curated record. Gene Ontology annotation, molecular function: L-glutamate transmembrane transporter activity; neutral L-amino acid transmembrane transporter activity; glutamate:sodium symporter activity. Gene Ontology annotation, biological process: L-aspartate import across plasma membrane; L-glutamate import across plasma membrane; D-aspartate import across plasma membrane. NCBI's taxonomy places the organism in Eukaryota, Metazoa, Chordata, Lepidosauria, Squamata, Anolidae. The coding region runs from base 378 to 2009 and encodes 543 amino acids. The transcript is spliced from 10 exons.
GCUUUCCAUGCUCGCCUUGCCACACACACACUUUUUUCUCCCCUGUUGUAAUUUUUUUCCCCUCUGGCUGGACAGACUCCUCCUCUUUUCUUAAGUUGCUCCGAUUUGUAAAUUGUAAUCCUCAGAGUACUACGUACUCUUACCAGCGACCACUUUCUCUUCCUCGUUGCCUCCUCCCCUCUUUCGCCUCCUUUUUUUCCUUCCUAAUCUCCUGGGAAUCUUUUACCUUUCUUGUCUUUCGGGCAGUUGGCUUGAAGAAUCCCACCGCUGGAAAAGGUUCCAAUCAAGAAGAAAGAAUUUCCUUUAUCUUCUUGUUUCCCCUGAGGAAAUUUUAACACUAGCAUACUAUCAAGAAGAUUUUUUCCCUCGAGAUCUAGAUGACUAAAAGUAACGGAGAAGACACAAGAGCGGGCAAUAGGAUGGAGCGCAUCCAGCAAGGAGUCCGGAAACGUACUCUCAUGGCAAAAAAGAAGGUUCAGAGCAUCACAAAGGAUGAUGUGAAAAGUUACUUACUGAGGAAUUUUUUUGUGCUGUUCACCAUCAUUGCAGUCAUUGUUGGUAUUAUCCUUGGAUUUAGUCUCCGGUCAUACAACUUCAGCUAUCGAGAAGUGAAGUACUUUUCCUUCCCUGGUGAACUUUUAAUGAGAAUGCUACAGAUGUUGGUUUUGCCACUCAUUGUAUCCAGCUUAGUAACAGGAGUUGCUGCACUGGACAGUAAAGCAUCAGGAAAGAUGGGACUUCGAGCUGUUGUCUACUAUAUGAGUACCACAAUCAUUGCUGUCCUGAUUGGAAUCAUCAUGGUGGUUAUAAUUCACCCUGGGAAAGGAUCUAAGGAAAAAAUGCACCGAGAAGGCAAGAUAGUGCGAGUGACAGCUGCAGAUGCCUUUCUGGACCUAAUCAGAAAUAUGUUUCCUCCAAAUCUGGUAGAAGCCUGCUUUAAACAGUUCAAAACCAAUUAUGAGGAACGGAUUCCUAGAGUGACAUACAAUUCAAAUGAAACAUCUCUCCUCAAUGGCAUUAUCAACAAUGUUUCAGAAGCAAUGGAAAACCUCACUCUGCUGAAAAGGGAAAUGAUCCCUGUUCCUGGGGCUGUCAAUGGAGUGAAUGCACUUGGACUGGUAGUGUUCUCAAUCAGCUUUGGACUGGUGAUUGGGAACAUGAGGGAGCAGGGACGGGCGCUGAGAGAGUUUUUUGAUAGCCUUAAUGAGGCUAUCAUGCGGCUGGUUGCACUAAUCAUGUGGUAUGCACCACUUGGUAUCUUGUUUUUGAUUGCUGGGAAAAUUGUUGAAAUGGAAGAUAUGGGUGUGAUUGGAGGCCAGCUUGCCAUGUAUACUGUCACAGUUAUCAUUGGCUUGCUCAUCCAUGCUAUUGUUGUUCUCCCCUUGAUCUAUUUCUUAAUUACUCGAAAGAACCCUUGGGUCUUUAUUGGAGGAUUACUUCAGGCUCUCAUCACAGCCUUGGGAACAUCAUCAAGUUCUGCCACCUUACCGAUCACAUUUAAGUGUUUGGAAGAGAAUAAUGGAGUGGAUAAACGCAUUACGAGAUUUGUGCUCCCUGUUGGUGCGACCAUUAACAUGGAUGGGACAGCUCUAUAUGAGGCGCUGGCUGCAAUUUUCAUCGCUCAGGUUAAUAAUAUGGAUCUAAACUUUGGGCAGAUUCUCACAAUCAGCAUCACAGCUACAGCUGCCAGCAUUGGUGCAGCAGGGAUUCCUCAGGCUGGUUUGGUCACUAUGGUGAUUGUAUUGACAUCUGUCGGUUUGCCUACAGAUGAUAUCACUCUCAUCAUUGCCGUGGAUUGGUUUUUGGACCGUCUACGCACCACUACCAACGUCCUGGGAGACUCCAUUGGUGCAGGGAUUGUAGAACAUUUAUCACGGCAUGAGUUGCGGAGUAAGGAUGCCGAGAUGGGUAAUUCUGUGAUAGAAGAGAACGAAAUGAAGAAGCCUUACCAGCUGAUCUCACAAGAGAAUGAGAACGAAAAGCCCUUAGACAGUGAAACCAAGAUGUAAGGCAGAAGACCCGAGACAAAUCACGCCGGAUUACGUGGGAAGUGUACACUUUAUCCAGUCCUUUCUGUAUCUUGUCUAUUUGUCCUUCUUUUUCAUUCUCUAUCCAAACAGAGCACUGAAAAGAUAUAGGGGUUGCCUAGACAUAAGAGACAUGGAGCUGUGUCACGAAUAAGGGCUCUUUGGCUCUUCCUUUUUGUAACACUAGGUAUGCACAAUAUUAAAGUGUGAUGUCAUUUUUGUAUGUGCCUUAUUCUUCUCCCACAGCUGUUGAAGCAAGAGGAGAGGAACAGACAUGACACCAGGUCAGAUGUUGUGUUUGCCUAGAUGUUAUGCAGAAGGAAGAGAAAUGGAAUGGCAGCAACUACAUUUCUUGCCAUGUCUAGCUAUGCCUUUAGUCUACAUUAGUAUGAUUGAAGUAUGUAAUUGUCCCCCAUGAAAGAAAGAAAGAAAGAAAGAAAGAAAGAAAGAAAGAAAGAAAGAAAGAAAGAAAGAAAGAAAGAAAGAAAGAAAGAAAGAAAGAAAGGAGAGAGGGAGGCAUCACACAGUUGUGUGGUGAGAUAUGCUUGAAGAAUACACAAUAUUUUAAAUCAGAUUAUCAAGAAUUUUCAAGUGUACAUGUUUUUUAGUCCUGAAAAUGUGAUUGCAUUAAUAGAAGCUUAAAAGCAACACAGAGAAGAAAUCCUGAAAGGUUUUAUUGGUUUAAAUGACUCUUACAUAUUUUUAACACCACUAAGGCUGCAGCCUCUUAUCUGAGAGUAUGCAUUAUAUUCAAUGAAAUGGUUGUAUAUCCUCAUUCAAAGUAGACUUGUAUAGAAUUGCAGUGCAAAGCUGUUUUUAAACCUAAUGCUAUUGCCCAGAGAAGUGAGAAGCAAAUUCAUUUAAAAAAAAUAUCCUUUCCUUAUUUUAUUGUUAUAAGAGCAGUAAAAAUAGGAAUACUGAUGAAGAUUGUUAUUAUUAUUAUUAUUGAGAAUUAAAUACUCUUCACAACUCACUUUUAUUACCAUAAGUAAAAAAGGACAUACCUUGUUUUCAUUUACACCCAAUGGGAUAUUUUUGGAUCAGGAAAAUCUUCUUAAUUUCCUGAUACUUUGCACCUUCAAGUCCCAUUGACUUCCUAGAUCAUGAACCUACAAUUAUCUCUGUGUAAUGUUAUGCUCCUCUUUGGACAACAAUACUACUAUUUAACACAAAUACCGAUAACCUAUGCACAGAGUCUUUCCAGGAUCAGAGAUCUAAUAUAUGUAUAUAUAUAAAUAUAUACACAUGCACUUUGGAAAAGGAACUGUAUCUUCAAGCCUUUGCUACUGUGAGGGCUAUGAAAAACUGUAGUUACCACAUCAGUGUAGGCUUUGAAAAUAGCUACUGGGCACCCAUUCCCCUUUGGAAAUUAUCAAACCACCUGCACAAGCUGGAACCCACCAAGUGUUGAAUGUAGCCAGGUAUCAGAAGCUGAUAAAAUGGCUUGCUUUUGCUGCCUGCCAGGCAACAGAACAAGAGAAUUGACAAGCACCAGCAUCAGACAGACUAUAACGCACAGCUAGUGAGCGCCGGUGGUCAGCUUCCUCAUGGGUUACAAAUUGUGUAGGUGGGCCAUAGAGAUCUGUAUUAGCUACACAUUGAAUGACUUUAAAAGACAAUUUAAUGUUUGCUGCAAAUUGGUAUCCUAAAUCACAUUUUAAGAGUGUUUCUCUCCGCUGUUCAUGUAUACCCAUUUAAAUGUUGUGGCUGCUCCAGUGAAUCUUGUAAAUUGUAGCUUAGUCAGGGUACUGUGAAUAUUGCUAUCUCUGGAAAGAAGAAUGUAGUAUGCCAGUUUAAAUCUUAGAUCUGAGUUUUUAAACUCUACUACUGCAACAAGUACAUUACAUUUGGCCACCUAAAGGUGAAGACAGCCAUUCCAGAGAGUUGGAAAUGCACUUUUUAAAAAGGCACAUUUAUUCUGUUUCCAUCCAGUUAAUUUUCAAGGCAGACACUGGAUAUAUCUGCAUCUAACACUAAAUCAUAAUUUGUGUGUGAUACAGAAGAAGGAAUAAACCUUUGCUUUAGCAGAUUCCUAACUUGUUGCUAUAUACAGAACAGGAACUGUAGCUUAAAAUACACUUUGGUUGGUGAAACAAGCCUGAAAAACCCCACAGUGUUUGUUGUUCACUUAUCGCACAAUUGACUAAUGAGAAUGAGGCCAUGGCUUUGCACAGGCUUCUUUCUACUAAAGCACAGAGGGCUGUGUUAUUGUUCAGCAUAAAUGCAAACUCAUCCACUGUGAGGUCAAGCCACUUAUGCACAAUUAAAAUGUCUGUCUAUCUUCAUCCCUGCCUAUCUAACAAGAUACUUCUUUGAAAAUCUCUGCCACAAAUUUAACAAGAAUAUACGGAUGAAUGGUAGGCAGCAGAAUGUACAGAGCAUCUGACAGGGUUCAAUAACAGUUCCACUGCCACAUUUGAAUUGCUUAGCACAGGAAAAAGCUUUCAAGAAGGGUGAUCUUCAAACUAAUUUGGCUUGCUUUGUUCCCUAUAGAUUUCUUUUUAAAAGGCGACAUUUUUUGCUGCAUGUGCUUUUUAAAAUAUUUUUAUUUUUUUUAAAAAACAUUUCCAUGCUACCACCCAGUUGUCUAUUCUAACAAAAUCUCGAUCACCAAGAGUAGGUGUGUUGUCAGUAGCAUAUUAGAAAAUUGAAACCAAUGGCUGGGGUUUCUCAAAAUUAUAGUCCAAAAAUUACAUCUUCCCAGAGUCUCCAAAGCAUCCAUUCCCCCAAAUCCUUAACUAGGACCCCUUCUACACUGCCCUAUAUCCCAGGAUCUGAUCCCAGAGUAUCUGCUUUAAACUGGAUUAUAUGAGUCUCCACUGCCAGGUAAUUCAGGUUAAGCACAUAAUUUGGAAUCAAAUCCUGGGUUAUAGAAGCAGCGUGGAAGGGGCCUGGAUUCUGGGAGGUAAAAUCAAAAGGGUAGCAUUUCCAAACUCAGGAGUCCCAGUCCCUCCACCAUGUUACUUUCAUAUUUUGGGAAUAUAGUACCUAACUUCAGAAAAUUGAGGUCAUGAGAACGGAAGAUAAGGUGGGCUCCAUUCCAUGGCAUGUGGUACCCCAUUCCAAAGAAUGUGGAGGAAUCUAUCAAUGGGUGGUUUCUUCCUUGGUCUAAGACUUCCAUUUUUUAUUCAGGAAGUUGCUAAAUUGGUGAUACAUGAGAACAGGCUACCCAAUAAAUAGUGUAACUAUCAAGAGCUUUCUGAAAACAUGCAGUGCUAUAUCCACACCAGUUAAUGCCAUGUAAACUGUAAACUUAACAUCCUAUGGAUUUCUGAAAUUUGUAGUUUAGUGGGAGAAUUCUCCUCUAGAAAAUUAUCAUUUCCUCUUCUGAACUACAGAAGAGAGUUCCAAGUCCACAACCAAACUACAAAUUCCAGGAUUCCAUAGGAAGGAACCAUGGUAUCAAAGUGCAGUAAUUGUGAAGUUCAGAUGUGUCCCAAGGAUCUGUUGAAAAGUGUGAGUUGUGAAUAAGCUCUGGAGACCUGCACCCUUAAAAAUGUGAAGUGGGAAUAUUAAUGCUGUUAUGAAAGUAUCAGAAUGCUGGACGUAGGCAGGUCUUCCCUUUGGAGUGAUAAGGCCAACUGUGUCAAUAGCAAAUCUCAUUACUCUCUUAGCUUCUCCUUGAUCAUUUUCUUACUGAAAGUGAAUAGCCGUUAACUCAGUGUACGUAUUCAGGAAUCAGGGAUGCUUUAUACAAUGCAAAGUUCUUAAGUCAUCUCUGACUGAAUGCAAUAAUGGAUGCUCUUUUUUCCCUUACUCAUUUCUUAUUUGUGCUAACAGGAAACCUAGAUGACAAACAGGCAUCUUCUGAUAUGUAACUAGAGAUAUUUUUAUAGAGAUACUGUAUUCAAGUAUGUGUGUACAGAGGUUAAUAUUAGAGCUUAUGGAGUAACUUUUUAAUUACAUGUGUGUUUUGAUUGGAUAUCAUUUCUGGAAAUACGCCACAAAGAUUUCAUGUAAAAGAUGGCCCUUCCAUAACAUCAGCAUAAGGAAAAAAAUGUGUUAAAAUAUGUCAGCUUUUUAAAUUACAUGUAUUUUUUACACUAACUCUGUUUCUUACAAAAAUCAGGUACGAUAGAACAAUCUCUUUUCUGUGCCCUUUCUGGGCUGGCAGCUGGGUGCACCCAGUGUGGCCUAAGAAAUAUUACUUUGUAGGUGUAUUUUCAAUAAAAAAAAUAGUUUUACAUUA